AUGAGAUUCGGCCAGCAGCUCAAGCAAUCGCUGAACCGUGAUUGGGUCUUCAAUUACAUCGACUAUGAGGGUCUCAAAGCGACGCUGCGUUCACCUCGCGCCUGGGACCACAAGACGGAGCAGAGCUUCAUAGAGCAAUUGGAGGGCGAGCUGGACAAGGUCUACACCUUCCAGAAAGUCAAGGCCGAAGAGAUCAUUCGCCGCAUCGCCGCGUCCGAGAAGGAAGUCAAUCAUGUCGUGGGCAAGGUCGACAGCAAUACUCUUGCGCCGGGCGAGGAAUCGCCGUCCGAGGAGGACUUCGAGCUGCUCGAGGAGGACCUGAGCGACAUCAUUGCCGACGUGCACGAUCUGGCCAAGUUCACCCAAUUGAACUAUACGGGCUUUCAGAAGAUCAUCAAGAAGCACGAUAAAGUCACCGGCCUCGCGCUCAAGCCCGUUUUCGCGACCCGUCUCAAGCAGAAACCCUUUUACCAGGACAACUACGAUGCUUACGUUGUUAACCUCUCCAAGCUCUACGAUACCGUGCGAACGCGCGGCAACCCGGUAAAAGGCGAUUCGUCUGCUGGAGGCAAGCAGCAGAACUUUGUCCGCCAGACGACCAAGUACUGGGUGCACCCGGACAACGUGCUUGAGCUUAAGCUCAUCAUCCUGAAGCACCUGCCUGUAUUGGUCUUCAAUGCCAGCAAAGCGUGGAGUGAGGACGACACUGCCAUCUCUUCAAUCUACUUCGACAACACAGAUACGUGGGAGCUAUAUGAGGGUCGUCUCAAGAAGACCGAAGGUGCCGAAGCCAUCCGCAUACGUUGGUAUGGGGGCAUGUCUACCGAGACCGCCUUCAUUGAGCGCAAGACGCACCGAGAGGACUGGACAGGCGAAGAGUCGGUCAAGGCCCGCUUCAAGCUCAAAGAGAAGAACGUUAAUGCCUAUCUUCGUGGCGAGCUUACCCCGGAACAAAUCUUCGAAAAGGAGCGCAAGGAACAGAAGAGGCCUGAAAAGGACAUUGCGUCAGAUGAACAGCUGGCGAGAGAGAUCCAAUAUCGUGUUCUUACCCGCAAACUCGAGCCCGUUACCCGCUCCUUCUACCACCGUACUGCCUUCCAGCUUCCCGGCGAUGCCCGUGUGCGCAUAUCGCUAGACACCGAGCUCGCCAUGACGCGCGAAGACAACUUAGAUGGCCGCCAGCGUUCUGGAGAUAACUGGCGCCGAAUGGACAUUGGCGUCGACUGGCCAUUCAAGCAACUUCCGAAGGAAGAUGUUGAGCUCUUCCCUUAUGCUGUCCUCGAGGUCAAGCUCCAGACCCAGGCCGGCCAGGACCCACCAACAUGGAUUCGCGACCUAACAUCGUCCCAUCUUGUCGAAGCCGUGCCCAAGUUCUCCAAGUACAUUCACGGAACCUCUGUCCUUCAGCCCGAGCGCAUCAAGCUCGUCCCAUACUGGGCACCGCAGAUGCACGUCGACAUUCGCAAACCUGUUAGCCACAAGUUCGGCAUCGAAAGACCUGGCGCCAGCAACGACAUUAGUACUAGUGGUAACCUGGAAGAUGAUAGCGAUGAUGAGGAUGCAGUCGCAGACCUACCGCCUGCACACGAUGGCAACCACGAUGAUGAAGACCUUAGAAGACUUCGCGAGGCGCGCGAUAUCCAGGAACAAAACGAUCUUGACCGCCGUCGUGAUUAUGGUACAAUUGGAAACGGCGAUGGCCCCAACGCGCUGGAUGUGGAGGAGCGCAUCUCUGCACAGCAGAUCUACAAUAGUGAUCACCCAAUAUACGACUCUGAUAGCGACGAUGAGGACGAGCUGGAUGAAGCUCGGCAACAGGGCGGUUGGCAGUAUCACUCUUUGGUGGUCAAGCAAAAGGCGAAAGAGUUCAGCAAUACGGUGCUUAACGGCCUGAUCGCCAUCAUUCCAAGGCCUAGAGCGACCGACGUUGGCGACGGUGGCUUCCAGCUCGGUGUGCCCAGCUGGAAACAGCCCGGAGAAGUCAAGCACUUCAAAGCUCCCAAAGGAAAGCGCAUCCACGUUCCCGUCCGCGUUGAACCCAAAGUCCAACUCGCCACCGAGCGCACCUUCCUCUCCUGGCUUGAAUUCAGCAUCCUCCUCGGGUCCAUCGCUGCCACGCUGCUCAACUUCGGCGAUGGCCUCGCGCUUGCGGCUGCGUGGGCUUUCACCAUCAUUGCGUGCUGCGCCUUGCUCUACUCGGUUGGCUUGUACCUGUGGCGUGUGAACAUGAUUAAGAAACGAAGAGCUGUCACGUAUCACGAUAAGGUUGGUCCGACGCUGCUCUGCUUAGGGCUUUUUGCGGCUGUAGCGGUGAGCUUUGGGUUUAGGUUAGGGGUUGGUGGAUUGAAUGGGGGUAUAAAGGGGUGA
Messenger RNA from Didymosphaeria variabile, 2367 nucleotides. It is a transcript of the gene VTC4, whose product is annotated as vacuolar transporter chaperone. The transcript is spliced from 4 exons. Gene Ontology annotation, cellular component: vacuolar transporter chaperone complex; fungal-type vacuole membrane. NCBI's taxonomy places the organism in Eukaryota, Fungi, Ascomycota, Dothideomycetes, Pleosporales, Didymosphaeriaceae. The coding region runs from base 1 to 2367 and encodes 788 amino acids. Gene Ontology annotation, biological process: vacuolar transport; vacuole fusion, non-autophagic; microautophagy. The record is from RefSeq and is a predicted model, not a curated record.